Molecule: messenger RNA, 2229 nt
Organism: Vigna unguiculata (cowpea)
Lineage: Eukaryota; Viridiplantae; Streptophyta; Magnoliopsida; Fabales; Fabaceae
Source: RefSeq, a predicted model, not a curated record
AUGGAUCGAAGCUGGAUGAAUGAGCGUCGCAUAAGUGAAGAGUAUGAAAAGGGGGUUUCUGAGUUUUUGCAAUAUGUUAAAGAACACGCAAUCUCAAGUAACGGGACAUAUUUUUGUCCUUGUGUUCGUUGUCUUAAUCAAAUACGUCAUGACUUAGGAACAAUGCGUGAUCAUCUAUUCAUCUUUGGUAUAAUGAGAAGUUAUACACUUUGGACUUGGCAUGGAGAAGUAUUAGACAAGCCUACAACGUCACGAGGAACAGAUUAUGUAGACGACUGGAUGAAUGAUCAUUUAGAAGAUAUGGUACGUGAUGUUGGGGAGGAGAAUUUUGGAAAAGUUCAUUUAUAUGAUUCUCUUAAGUCCGAUUCAGAGGAACAAUUGUACCCAGGAUGCACUAAAUUUACGCGACUGUCAGCAACUUUGAAAUUAUUCAGUUUAAAAGCAAGGCAUGGAUGGACGGAUACAAGUUUCACAGAAUUGUUGGAGUUGUUAAAGGAGAUGCUUCCAGAAAAUAACACGUUACCUAUCCGUAAUUACGAAGCGAAGAAAGUUUUAUGUCCAAUGGGUUUGGAAUAUCAAAAGAUACAUGCAUGCCCAAAUGAUUGUGUUUUAUACAGAGACGAGUUUGCUUCAAUGAAGGCGUGUCCAACAUGUGGUUUAUCGCGGUUUAAAAAGAAAAUUGAUGGAAAUAGUGGCGAUGAAGACAAAGAUGGUCCACCUGCUAAGGUGAUGUGGUACCUUCCUAUAAUUCCUAGAUUCAAACGACUAUUUUCCAUUAAAGAAGAUGCAAAAAACCUGAAAUGGCACGUUGGUGGAAGAAAGUGUGAUAAUCUUCUUCGACACCCAGCUGAUUCUCCACAAUGGAAGAAGAUUGAUGAAACAUUUCCAGAAUUUGGUGCUGAGCCAAGAAACUUAAGACUUGGACUUGCUACAGAUGGUAUGAAUCCUUAUGGGAACUUAAGUAGCAAACAUAGUUCAUGGCCAGUUUUGCUGAUGAUUUACAAUUUAUCUCCUUUGUUGUGCAUGAAUAGGAAAUAUAUGAUGUUGUCUAUGAUGAUAUCGGGUCCUAGACAACCUGGAAAUGACAUUGAUGUGUACCUAAAGCCGUUGAUCGAUGAUUUGAAACUAUUAUGGGAAGAAGGUGUCGAUGUGUAUGAUUCAUAUUCUCAAGAAUUGUUUUGUUUGCGUGCAAUGUUGUUUUGCACCAUAAAUGAUUUUCCAGCAUAUGGAAACUUGAGCGGUUACAGUGUUAAAGGUCAUUUUGCAUGUCCCAUUUGUGAAAAAAACACAAGUUAUAUUCAAUUGAAGCACGGUCAGAAAAUUGUGUAUACAAGACAUCAAAAGUUUCUUCCUCGAAAUCAUCCUUAUCGUAGAAUGAAAAAAGCAUUUAAUGGAAGUCCUGAGGAUGAAGUUGUAGCGAGACCCCGUAAUGGUGAAGAAAUAUACAACCAAGUGGAAAACAUUGACAUUGUGUUUGGGAAACAUCCAAAGAAAAAGACCACGGAGAAAAGUAUUUGGAAGAAACGAUCAAUCUUCUUUAAUCUUCCAUAUUGGUGUAAACUUGAUGUACGACAUUGUAUAGACGUGAUGCACGUUGAAAAAAAUGUAUGUGAUAGCAUCAUCGGGACUUUACUAAAUGUAAAAGGAAAUACUAAAGAUGGAGUUAAAGCACGACAAGAUUUGGCUGAAAUAGGCAUCCGUUCUGAGUUACAUGCACAAUCAAUUGGAAGACGAACCUACCUGCCUCCAGCUUGUCACACUCUUUCUAGAAAAGAGAAGCAAAUUUUUUGUGAGUGUUUAAGAAGUGUGAAGGUUCCGCAAGGUUACUCUUCAAAUAUUAGUAGCCUUGUUUCUAUGCAAGAUUUAAAGUUAGUCGGUUUAAAGUCUCACGAUUGUCAUGUGUUGAUGCAACAACUUUUACCAGUAGGUUUUCGAGCCAUCUUACCUACUUCUGUCAGAGGUAUUCUAACACGUUUGUGUAUGUUCUUCAAUGCCAUAUGCAAGAAAGUUAUUGACCCUCGAGUGUUAGACGAUUUGGAAAAUGAGGCCAUUAGACUAUUGUGUCAAUUGGAAAUGUAUUUUCCACCUUCAUUUUUCGAUAUCAUGGUUCAUUUGAUAGUUCAUCUUGUGAGGGAAAUUCGAUUAUGUGGGCCAGUUUUCUUGAGAUGGAUGUACCCAGUGGAAAGAUACAUGAAGAUCUUAAAGGGAUAUGUCAAGAAUCAGUAUUGA